Saccharomyces paradoxus is the source of this 2079-nucleotide messenger RNA. RefSeq names its product MRX complex nuclease subunit (gene MRE11). Bases 1 to 2079 code for a protein of 692 amino acids. Gene Ontology annotation, biological process: double-strand break repair via nonhomologous end joining; mitotic intra-S DNA damage checkpoint signaling; meiotic DNA double-strand break formation. The transcript has a single exon. The record is from RefSeq and is a predicted model, not a curated record. Gene Ontology annotation, cellular component: Mre11 complex; nucleus. Lineage: Eukaryota; Fungi; Ascomycota; Saccharomycetes; Saccharomycetales; Saccharomycetaceae. Gene Ontology annotation, molecular function: manganese ion binding; 3'-5'-DNA exonuclease activity; DNA endonuclease activity.
AUGGAUUAUCCUGAUCCAGACACUAUACGGAUCUUAGUUACUACUGAUAAUCAUGUGGGUUACAACGAAAACGAUCCCAUUACUGGUGAUGAUUCUUGGAAAACUUUCCAUGAAGUUAUGAUGCUAGCCAAGAACAACAACGUAGACAUGGUCUUACAGUCGGGUGAUCUUUUCCAUGUGAAUAAGCCUUCCAAGAAGUCACUUUAUCAAGUACUGAAGACUCUGAGGUUAUCUUGCAUGGGUGACAAGCCUUGCGAGUUAGAAUUAUUAAGCGAUCCCUCACAAGUUUUCCACUACGAUGAAUUUACCAACGUUAACUAUGAAGAUCCUAACUUUAAUAUUUCUAUUCCUGUAUUUGGGAUAUCAGGUAAUCAUGAUGACGCAUCGGGAGACUCACUGUUGUGUCCUAUGGAUAUACUUCAUGCGAGUGGCCUAAUAAAUCAUUUCGGGAAAGUCAUCGAAUCUGAUAAAAUAAAAAUUGUGCCAUUAUUAUUUCAGAAAGGGUCUACCAAACUAGCGUUGUAUGGAUUAGCUGCUGUUCGUGAUGAAAGGUUAUUCAGAACUUUUAAAGAUGGUGGUGUCACUUUUGAAGUACCGACUAUGCGUGAGGGCGAAUGGUUCAAUUUAAUGUGCGUCCAUCAAAAUCAUACUGGCCACACGAAUACUGCAUUUUUGCCUGAACAGUUCUUGCCCGAUUUCCUGGAUAUGGUAAUAUGGGGCCAUGAGCAUGAGUGCAUCCCGAACCUUGUACAUAAUCCAAUAAAAAAUUUUGAUGUUUUACAACCGGGUUCAUCUGUAGCCACUUCGCUUUGUGAGGCUGAAGCACAACCCAAGUAUGUGUUCAUCCUCGACAUAAAAUAUGGAGAAGCACCAAAAAUUACGCCUGUCCCUCUCGAGACCGUACGGGUAUUCAAAAUGAGAUCCAUUUCACUACAAGAUGUUCCCCAUUUGAGGCCUCAUGAUAAGGAUGCUACGUCCAAAUAUCUUAUUGAGCAAGUUGAGGAAAUGAUCGACGAAGCCAAUGAGGAAACCAAACGAAAACUUGGGGACGAUGCUGAAAGUGACAUGGUCUCAGAAUUACCGAAACCACUGAUCAGGUUACGUGUUGAUUAUAGUGCAUCCUCCAAUACGCAAUCCCCAGUGGAUUACCAGGUAGAAAAUCCACGUAGAUUUAGUAAUCGAUUUGUGGGACGUGUUGCUAACGGUAAUAACGUUGUCCAGUUUUAUAAAAGAAGGUCACCUGUAACUAGAUCGAAAAAGUCCAGUAUAAAUGGAACAACUAUCAGUGAUAGAGAUGUUGAAAAACUCUUCAGUGAGAGUGGGGGUGAAUUGGAAGUUCAAACUUUGGUUAAUGAUCUCUUGAACAAGAUGCAGUUAUCUUUAUUACCAGAAGUUGGUUUGAAUGAAGCAGUAAAGAAAUUUGUGGAUAAAGAUGAGAAAACGGCGCUUAAAGAAUUCAUUAGCCAUGAAAUAUCAAACGAAGUGGGCAUAUUAUCUACGAAUGAUGAAUUUCUGCGAACAGAAGAUACAGAGGAAAUGAAAGCACUCAUAAAGCAAGUUAAACGUGCCAACUCUGUUAGACCGACUCCCCCCAUAGAAAAUGAUGAGGCAAAUUCCUCAAUCAACCGUAACGGGCUAGAUUCUUUCCGGUCUAGUAAUCGACAACUAAGAAGCGGACCUUCAGACGUUACCCAAUCUUAUGUUGAUAAUGAAUCUAGAAUAGCUCAUACUAGUGGAGCCGAAAGCAGUAAACCAACAAGCAAAACCAAACGAGUGCGAACUACAAUAAAAAAGAAAGCAUAUACUCCUUCAGACUCAACCGUCAUAUCCGACGCGGAAAAUGAACAUGGUGAUGACAACGAUGCUCAGGCCGAUAUUGAUAUUGAUGAGGACGAUAUAAUUAUGGUCAGCGCUGACGAAGAGGACACUAAUUAUGGUAUACUUAAUGGUAGAAAAACAAGAACAAAGACCUGUUCCCCUACGAGCACCAAAACCACUUCCAAAAGGGGAAAAGGAAGAGCAUCAAGGACGCCAAAGACUGAUAUUCUUGGGAGCCUCCUUGCUAAGAAAAGAAAAUAA